AUGGCUGGUACAACUGCACUGCGACUGCAAGUUGAUGCAUGGCAGGAGAACAUCCGUGAUUGGUGCAUUUCCCGCCAGCUCCGGUGGGGCCACCGCAUCCCCGCAUGGUACGUCACCUUCAACCAAUCAGACAAGGCUGCCGCCCGUGACUUCCCCGUCCGCGAAUUCGGCGCAUACAACACCAACUGGGUCGUCACCCGCACCGACGAAGACGCGCGCCGGGCAGGCGAAAAGAAGUUCCUGGGCAGGAAAUUUGAGCUCGGGCGGGACCCGGAUGUGCUCAACACGUGGUUUUCGUCGGGGCUGUUUCCAUUUUCAGCGUUUGGGUGGCCGGAGGAGACGGCUGACUUCAAGACAUUUUACCCAACCGCGCUGCUGGAGACGGGGCAUGACACUCUGUUCUUCUGGGUCGCGAGAAUGGUAUUCAUGGGGCUGAGACUCACUGGGCAACUGCCAUUUAAGCAGGUGUAUCUGCAUGCCAUGUGGAUGAACAUCAAUCUGAACAUCGAGCAAGCUACCGCCUCUGGUGCUUUUGCCAAUUCUCAAAGGCAACAAGCUGUGGUUGUGAGACGACUCACUCAAUGCUCACCUACCCCAUCUCCUCCCGUCUCCUCCCCUCUUCCGGCCCUCUCGUUUCUCUCUUCCCUUGCUCCUCCCUCCUCCCUCCUCCCUCCUCCCUCCUCCCUCCUCCCCUCAGUUGAUGAACAUCAACCUGGACAUUCAGCAAGUGCACGGCUACCGCGUCUGGUGCAACAAGCUGUCGAUUGGAUGAACAUCAACCUGGACAUUCAGCGAGUGCACGGCUACCGCCUCUGGUGCAACAAGCUCUGGAAUGCAAUCCGCUUCGCCAUGUUUAACCUCGGGGACUCCUUCACGCCCCCGUCCGUGCUCCCCCAACCCACUUCCUCCGAUUCCUCCUCCUCUCCUGCCCUCACUCCCAUGCUCAACUUUGCCUUUUCUGCACCGCUCCCCCUGUCCUGUCGCUGGAUUCUCUCGGUGCUGAAUGUUGUGGUUACGCGUGCGGUAACUGCACUGGAGGGGUAUGACCUGGCAGAGGCGACCAACGCGGCGUACGUGUGGUGGCAGUACCAGCUGUGUGACGUGUUCAUUGAAGUGGCCAAGCCAGCUUUCAAUGCAGCCGAAGGGGAGGAAGCCCUGAAGCUGAAGCAGGUGGGUGGGUGGUUGUUGCCAGACAGGGAGGAGGCCCUGAAAUUGAAGCAGGUGACGCGCGAAGUCCUCUGGGUGUGUCUCGACGUUGGCCUCCGUCUGCUCGACCCCUUCAUGCCAUUCGCCACGAAGGAGCUCUGGCCUUUUCUUUCCCCUCACCUCCAUGUUGGACUCUCACUACCCUCCACCCACGCUGGCCUCCGGCUGCUGCACCCGUUCAUGCCAUUCGUCACGGAGGAGCUCUGGCAGUGCCUGCCCAAGCCAGCGGACUACUCGUGGCCGUCCAUCAUGCUCGCACCUUAUCCUUCGCCCGUCAAGGUAAGGAAAAGCAGCUCUCACCCGUUAGAAGAAUCACCAGCGCGAUCCAUGUCAGUUAAAAGCACUCACUGCACCCCUUCAUGCCAUUCGUCACGGAGGAGCUUUGGCAGCGCCUGCCCAAACCCGCCGACUACUCGUGGCCCUCCAUCAUGCUCGCCCCCUACCCCUCGCCCGUCAAGGUACGCGAAGCAGAAGAAUCCCUUCCCACUCGGUCAAGUCAGCAGCCUAUCACUCUCACUGCUGCAUCCCUUCAUGCCAUUCAUCACGGAGGAGCUCUGGCAGCGCUUGCCCAAGCCAGCCGACUACUCGUGGCUGUCCAUCAUGCUUGCCCCCUACCCCUCGCCCGUCAAGAUCCUCUCCCACACUUUCACCCCUAUUCACGCAUUUGCACCCCUCUUCAUGCUUCUGCAUCCCUCUUCACGCCUCUCCACCCCUCUUCACCACACUUCACUCACCAACAGGAGAAGGCAGAGCUAG
Messenger RNA from Closterium sp. NIES-65, 1962 nucleotides. Lineage: Eukaryota; Viridiplantae; Streptophyta; Zygnematophyceae; Desmidiales; Closteriaceae. The record is from the annotation of a GenBank genome assembly.